AUGCACCUGCACAUGUGUCCCCAAACAAAGCACCGCCUUCGAUUCGCUUCCCGUGAAAGCCAUGCUCCAGGGCGCGCCAUGACAACCCGCGUACAUCGCCUGGAGAAGGUCGUCGUUGUGGCCACCAUGGUCAGGGAAUCACAGCGCCAAUUGCGCGCAGCUGGCUUCUACCAUUCGAAAUGCGACAGAAAACACGUCACAUUGCAUGGGCUACAACUCACGACACCACUUACUGGUCACGCUGGUGGAGAUUGCAUCCAAGGACCCUUCCAUGCUGCGUUGCUCAAGACCCAGCAGCCAGUUUUCUGCAUGACUGAUGACCGGGGUCGUUGUCGGCACUCGAGGUGGUACUGGCGCACAAAGCAGAAUGCACACUGCUCCCCUAGUCUACAAAUGUGGCUGUCUGACGAGGCAACAUCUGGAGAAUACGACGGGUGCGGCGGGCUUUCCCAGACCAAAUCCUCGACUUUUCCCAAGCAGUCCUCGCGCUAUCGCACCGGAUAA
Molecule: messenger RNA, 504 nt
Organism: Mesocestoides corti
Lineage: Eukaryota; Metazoa; Platyhelminthes; Cestoda; Cyclophyllidea; Mesocestoididae
Source: the annotation of a GenBank genome assembly